CCGGUUCGAUCCCAUCACACAGCCGCACAACACUACGUUGAUAAAUAUACUCGAGACCCCGAGACGCUCAGUCGACGCACCUCGCGCCACCACGACAUACGAUGUUCUUCUACUUAUUCGUGACGCUUAUAGCCGUCACUUACUACAUCAUCACACGUAAAUAUGACUACUGGCAGAAAAAGAAAGUAGCACACAAGAAACCUACUUUCGUACUCGGCAACUAUGGAGACAUCAUUCUGCAGAAGAAAAACUUUGGGAUUGUUCUUCAAGAUCUUUGCAAUGAAUUCCCUGAAGAGAAAUUUAUUGGAGCAUUCCAAGGAACCGAACCUGUACUGAUCCCAAAAGAUCCUGAAAUCAUCAAACUGAUCGUGACAAAAGAUUUCGCCUAUUUCAGCGGAAGAGACUUGUCUGAGCACAACCACAAGGACCCCGCCGCCUUGAACCUGUUCGCCACUUACGGAGACAAAUGGAAGGUGUUGCGACAGAACUUGACACCAUUGUUCUCAUCUGCUAAGAUGAAGAACAUGUUCCAACUUAUUGCAAACUGUUCACAUGUUUUUGAGAAAAUGUUGGAUCGUGAAACAAAAAUAUCACAGGAGCAAGAAGUUAGAAUGCUAACAUCGAAAUAUACUAUGGAAUGUAUAGGAACAUGUGCUUUUGGAGUAGAUACGAAAACUAUGACAGAGGAUAAAUCCGAAAAUCCCUUCAUUAAAAUUGCUGAUUUCUUCAAUCCUCCAAAAAGUGCGGUCUACUUAAGACACAUCCGAUCUAUGUGGCCGUCAAUAUUUUAUUUGUUCGGAGGUCGACUGCUCAAGAAACAGCUGGAGUUCUUCCACAACCUGAUUACUUCUGUAAUGGCUAGCCGAGACUAUAAGUUUACAGGAAGGAAUGAUUUUGUCGAUCUCAUAAUGGGCUGGAAGCAAAACCAUCAAAUCACAGGAGACAGUAUAAGUAACAUAAAAAGUCAUGAACAUAAGAAAGUGACUUUAGAGGUUAACGACGACUUGUUAGUUGCUCAGUGCUUCGUGUUCUUUGCUGCUGGAUUUGAAACAUCAUCAAGCACUCUGAGUUACACUCUGUAUGAGUUAGCCAAGAACCAGGACAUACAAGACAAAGUGUUAGCAGAGGUGGACGCAUAUUUAGUACGCCAUGAGAACAAACUGAAAUACGAUUGUAUUACUGAUCUGCCGUACUUGGAUGCUGUGUUAGAUGAAACCCUCCGUUACUAUCCCCUGCUUGGUAUGAUCCCGCGGGAGUUGAUGGAAGAUUACGUGAUGCCCAAUGGUGUGAAGUUAGAGAAGCACUUGCGUGUGCAUCUGCCUGUGUAUUAUCUUCAUCACAACCCGGAGUACUUCCCCGAGCCUCACGUGUUCCGCCCGGAGCGGUUCUAUGGCGAAGAGAAGAAGAAGGUGAAUCAGUACGCUUACCUGCCUUUUGGAGAAGGACCUAGAACAUGUAUAGGAAAUCGUUUCGCGAAGAUGCAAAUGAUAGCCGGUCUUAUCACGAUGCUGAAGAAAUACCGUCUAGAACUAGCUGACAACAUGCCCAGGACUGUCACGUUCAAGGCACAGAGCUUCCUCACACACCCUGAAGGUGGAAUCUAUGUGAAAUUCAUCGAAAGAGAAGGAUGGGAGAACAGAGUGUUUGUGAAGUGAGAUUGAGAGAGAGUAUAAGGUGUCACACACUUCCAUAU
Molecule: messenger RNA, 1693 nt
Organism: Helicoverpa armigera (cotton bollworm)
Lineage: Eukaryota; Metazoa; Arthropoda; Insecta; Lepidoptera; Noctuidae
Product: cytochrome P450 6B2-like
Exons: 2
Coding region: 102-1655 (517 amino acids)
Molecular function (GO): iron ion binding; monooxygenase activity; heme binding
Source: RefSeq, a predicted model, not a curated record